AUGCCAAGCGAACGAAAACGUCCACAAAGUAUAACAGACAAUGAUUUUAUGUCAAGUAUGCUAAAAUUUAUGACAGACAAAGAUGAUGUAGAUUGGUGGUCAUCACUUCAAACGCCAUCAAGUCCUAUAGCAGAAAAGAUCUGGAGCACACCGUGUACCGAGUGGUCGGAAAACAACGGCGAUAUAAUAAAAUCUGUUUUUAAUGAACAGAAAUUAAUCGUACAUAAACCGUUUACAACUUCAAGGUCUUCCGUAUCUUUAGUGAAUAAUCGUAAUAUUUGCUCAUUAACAAAAGUAGCUUAUCCUACAUCACUUAUUUCGGCGAGCGAUCAAGAGUCACCAUUCAGAAAUGCACGUUUAAUACCGUCAUGUUCCGUUAAUCAAACGCCUGAUCAUUCAUGUCCAAAGUCAACAUUACCGUAUCCAAACAUCAUUUUCAAUCAUUUGGCAACACCUCUAUCAUCAGAAAAAGCUGCUCGAUCUAUUUCACCAUCGGUAGUAUCAACACCGAACAAGAGAACCAAAGCAUCGUCAGAAUUAAUCACCGAUAUACCAGAUCGAUCAUUGCCGAUAUGGGAGGUAGCUGCACUACUAAUGGAGCAUCAAGAUGCAACAUGUGCAUUGGUAACACUUAUACAAGAAUAUCAAAGUCGCUUUCAAAAGAAUUUACAUGUGAAUGAAUUGUACACAAUGAGAAAUAUGCUUGAUAUUCAGGAUUUUCGUGGCAAUCGUACAGUUAGAUUACUUCCAAGAUGUGCAGAGAUGUUUAAAGAAUUACGUUCGGGCGGUGUUGUUUUGGAGUCAGCAUUUUGUGGACAACAUUGCCCAUCGAAUUAUGUUGUAAAUGCUGAUUUAGAAUUACCAUUUGUCAAAUUACCAUUGGAUAAAUUUGCUGAAAAUGUCCGAUGUUUGCUGGUUGACCACAAUGGUUCAUUACCAUUAGCGAGUUUUCCAUUAUGUUACGCCCAUCGAUUUGAACCAUUAUUAGAUCAUGAUGAUGGUAUUCCAUUGGAACAUUUUAUAUCUUGUAUUAAAGAUGUUCAAAUUAUAAUGUGUGAUGGUGCAAUAAAAAAAGUACAAUUUAUGAAUACUAUAGGAACUCUGAAUGGCGUUGAUACAACAGUAUGUUCUGAAAAUAAUGAUGUUCAACAACGUCUCCAACAGUUUAGUCGUGAAGUUCUUGAUUUGUUAAAACAGCAAAGUCCACAUUGUCGUUUACCCGUAUCAAAAUUUGUUUCAAGUUAUCAUCAGUAUUUUAGUAGACAAUGUCGAGUUGCCGAUUACGGAUACACAAAAAUCAUUGAUUUAUUAAUGGCAAUUUCCAAAACUAUCCAGAUUCUUGGAAAUGGAAAUAAACGAAUAAUAACAUUAAGUCAUCGAAGUCAAGUGAAACGUUUUACUAACGAUCUUGUUCGUAUGUUAAAAAAUAAACCACAACGUUCAAUACAUAUUAGUGACAUACCAAGAGAAUAUGAAAUGGCCUAUAAAAAACAAUUUCAUAUCAGUGAUUUUGGUUUAUCUUACAUUGAAGAUAUGAUUUUAGAAAUAAAAGACAACAAAGAACUUGUUAUUGAAUUGGAUAAAGAUAUCGUCAAACUUUAUCGUAAAGAACGAACUGAUUUGGAAAUAUUUGCAACAAGAAACUUCGAACGAGAUGUUGUUGAUAUGUUACGACAAAUGCCGGAUUUUAGUAUUCCAUUCCAGAAAUUUGUACCAUCAUAUCAUCAUCAUUUUGGUUAUCAAUGUAAAGUACAAACGUAUGGUUUUGCAAGAUUAAUUGAUUUAUUAGAAGAAAUAGAAGAUGUUAUUAAGAUAACCGAAGAUAAAAAUGGGGAAAAAAUUGUUCAGUUAACUGAGCCAAUGAUUCAUCGAGCAGUAUCAUUGAAUAUCGAGCAAUUGGUUAAACAAAAUCAAGGUUUAUUACCGUUGAAAGAUUUACAAACACAAUAUUUUCAUGUUUAUCGUACAGAAUUAAAUGCAGAAGAUUUUGGUGAUGAAAGUUUAGAAUGUUUAUUGAUGAAAAUGACUGAUAAACUUAAAUUUCAUUUUUUCAAUUUUGAUAUUAUCAUCGGUUUACAAGAUGAAAAUCGACAUGUUCUAACACUUGCAAAACAAGUGGUUCAUACUUUGAUGUUAUCACAAUGUCAAUUAUCCUUUUGGCAAUUAAAACAAGAAAUGUUGACAAAAUACCAACAAAGUAUAACAAUAACAACAUGUCAAACUGAAUUAAAAGAUUAUGUGACGGUAAUUGAUCAAACUGUUCGCUUAACACCACCGAUGUAUUUUGCUUACAAUGCUGUCAUUUUAUUAAAUCAAUUUGAUGGAAAAAUAACAUACGAAGAUUUUUUAUUGGAAUAUCAACGUAAAACGGGCAGUAGUCAUUUGUUAUAUCCAACUGAAUAA
Messenger RNA from Didymodactylos carnosus, 2403 nucleotides. Lineage: Eukaryota; Metazoa; Rotifera; Eurotatoria; Philodinida; Philodinidae. The record is from the annotation of a GenBank genome assembly.